AUCAGGCACUGUAAAGUCCAUCAAUCUGCCAUUUCUGUUGAAAAUUUUGGCUUGAUUACGGUGUAUAUUGCUGGAUUUUGACUCUCCGGUGUUGACCUCUCAGCCCCACGCUCAAGGCUUGGCCCCGUUUCCACUUCGAAGCUGUCGUUAUCGUAUUAUAAUUGACAAAGGAAAGAAUUGGAGCAUGAAGUGACAGUACCAGGAGCACUUAGUUUCGUGCAGUUGGGCGCAAGUAGGACAUGCCAAAGCCUUUGUAACUUUAUUCAACAUUCAGGAUGUCCAGACGAGGCGCUGUCGGUGACAAGCUAGCAACGUAUAAGCAGAUGGAAUGCAGAGACUAUCGUUAAGCCAUGGUUAUCCAAAAAAAGGUAUUCUUCGUUGCAGCAAUUGGUGUCAGUACCCUAUGGUUGCUGUUUCUUUUCUCCGGCUUCGGCUCACCAGUUUGGGGUCAGAACUUGAGUUCUUAUGGAGGCCAGCGAUCACACGAAGACAAUGAGGGGCUGGGUGCAUCAAACCGAUGGAUACACCCGCAGCCAUUGGAGGUGCUUACUGAGAUUCCUCUAUCAUCAGACGAGGUAGCGGGAUCUGAUUUAUUGCGCACUACGUUGCCCAAUGUCUUGAUCCUCUCCCCAAUGAAACAAGUGAAAGAUCACAUUAGCAGAUACUUCACCCUACUCCACUCGCUUUCCUACCCUAAAAACUCAAUCUCGCUAGGGUUUCUAGUCUCCGACAGUCCGGAUGGAACCUAUGAAUGCGUCCGCGACCACUUCGUAGAGCGCAAGCUAUCAAUCACGAAUCAUACCGAGAAGUACCGCGACGUAACCUUGGUACAUCAAAACUUCAAUUAUAAUCCGGGAAAUAGUUGGCUGGACACUCACGCCAUGCGCUACCAGAUUCAACGACGCAGGGUGUUAGCCAAGAGUCGAAACUACCUUUUGUUCUCGGCACUACGACCUCACCAUGACUGGGUGCUCUGGAUAGACUCGGACAUCUCGGAGUACUCACCCUCUUUGAUUGAGGAUCUUUUAGUGUUCACCGGUCCAGAUAAGCACAUCAUCGUCCCAAACAGUUUUUGGAGAGAUGAGGAGGGUGAGGAACAUCCCUACGAUCGCAACAGCUGGCGAGAAACUGAGGAGUCGACGAAGUUUUUGGAGAGAACCCAAGAGGUGGUGGUGUUUGAAGGUUACCCGGCCUACUCAACUGGGCGAAUCAGUCUAGGCAAUCUCCGAGGAAGUAACGAGAGUAUAGUGAAAUUGGAUUCUGUUGGAGGCACCGUCUUGCUGGUUCGCGCGCGCUUGCACCGAGAGGGGCUCGUCUUUAUGCCCGUCCCUUUCCAGAAAGCCAUCGAAACAGAAGCGCUUGGGAAGCUAGCGCUCGCUUUAGGUUAUCAGCCAUGGGGUCUUCCUAAUUACAUCACUUUGCACUGAUCUUGCUUCUGAAAGCUCGCCAUUUCAAAGAUCCACCGUUUGAUCAUCUCGACUCCAAACGCAUGAACUCUUUCAUAAUCAAACGUUCAAAGAGCCCUCCCGAGUCUCGUCCUUCUCUAGAUCAUUCACUGAUUGUCAUCUAAGACAGUCUUACUAGUCUGCCCAGACCCGAGCUGGUGAUGUGUAAAUUUUUAAUUGGUAAAGCAGCGACCUAAUUUGCAUCAA
Messenger RNA from Physcomitrium patens, 1652 nucleotides. Its product is annotated as mannan polymerase II complex anp1 subunit. Lineage: Eukaryota; Viridiplantae; Streptophyta; Bryopsida; Funariales; Funariaceae. The record is from RefSeq and is a predicted model, not a curated record.